Nasonia vitripennis (jewel wasp) is the source of this 720-nucleotide messenger RNA. RefSeq names its product vesicle transport through interaction with t-SNAREs homolog 1A-like (gene Vti1b). NCBI's taxonomy places the organism in Eukaryota, Metazoa, Arthropoda, Insecta, Hymenoptera, Pteromalidae. Bases 350 to 700 code for a protein of 116 amino acids. Gene Ontology annotation, molecular function: SNAP receptor activity; SNARE binding. Gene Ontology annotation, biological process: vesicle fusion with Golgi apparatus; Golgi to vacuole transport; retrograde transport, endosome to Golgi. Gene Ontology annotation, cellular component: Golgi apparatus; ER to Golgi transport vesicle membrane; endoplasmic reticulum membrane. The record is from RefSeq and is marked validated. The transcript has 2 exons.
GCUUCCAUCGGGGCCCUCAGGCUAGUGUAUAUGUGAGAACCACCAAGCCAGUGAUCAGUUGUUUUUAAGAAUCCUCAACUGUCAAAGUGAGGUUAAAGAGUUCUGCUAUAGCAGAAGAAAAAAGUUAAUUUUUUUUAUAAAUAUGGAAUAAUAUUAAGCAUAAUAAUAAGUACUUUUAAUGAUAAAAAUGUUAGAAGCACCAAAUAAUAAUCUAGGAGUUUGAUCAUUUUCUUUUUAGUUAGAGAACAUGUUUGAGCAUAAAAAAGCUGUAACUUCUUGCCAGUUAAUUUGAAGUCUAAGGAAUAUUUGCUCAUUUAUUUGUAAUAGAUAAAAAGGUCAUUCCUGUAAAAUGAUGAAUAAUGAUAUGACUGCUGAUCAGCGGCGUGUGCUUUUGGAAAGUCGCGCUGCUAUUGAGCGAGGCAACCAGUCUGUUGCAAAGUCACAAGCGAUAUCCAUAGAAACAGAGCAGAUUGGAACUGAAGUAAUCGGAGAGUUAGGAGAACAAAGAGAGACUUUGCUGAGAGCAAAAUCGAGACUCAAUCAGACUGAUCAGGAACUAGAUAAAUCUAAGAAAAUUCUAAAUACUAUGAAGAAAAGAAUAUUAACAAAUAAGUUUGUUUUAAUACUAAUUAUUCUGCUUGAAAUAGCUAUUUUAGGAUGUACAGUUUAUAUAAAAUACUUUGAAAAAUCUAAGAAAUAAAUACGCAAGUUGGUUAAUUU